This is a messenger RNA of Gambusia affinis (western mosquitofish), 1561 nucleotides long. Its product is annotated as ceramide synthase 5-like. The transcript has 10 exons. Gene Ontology annotation, cellular component: membrane. Bases 1 to 1149 code for a protein of 382 amino acids. The record is from RefSeq and is a predicted model, not a curated record. Gene Ontology annotation, biological process: ceramide biosynthetic process. NCBI's taxonomy places the organism in Eukaryota, Metazoa, Chordata, Actinopteri, Cyprinodontiformes, Poeciliidae. Gene Ontology annotation, molecular function: sphingosine N-acyltransferase activity; DNA binding.
AUGACUUCCUUUAUCUCAGCCUGGAUUUGGAGUGAGAGAUUCUGGCUUCCCGAAAAUGUGUCGUGGACAGACCUGGAGCGCCCGCCAGCUGGAGUGGAGUACCCUAGACUGCAGCAUAUGCUUUGCCAUGCCUUUCCUCUGGCUGUCGGGGUUUUGCUGUUUAGGCUGCUUUUUGAAAGGCUGGUGGCCAGACCCUGUGCCCGCAUACUUCAGAUUCAGGCGGGAGCGCCCCGGCGAGUUCAGCCCAACGCUGUCCUGGAGAGGCUCUAUCAGUCCAACACGAGUCCAGACAUGAGACAACUGGAGGGACUCUCCAAGCAGCUGGACUGGGAGGAGCGGAAAGUACUGAGAUGGUUUCGUAUUCGCCGGAACCAGGACAAACCCAGCACACAGAAGAAGUUCUGUGAGAGCAUGUGGAGAUUCACCUUUUACCUUGUGAUUUUUAUCUACGCCAUUGGCCAUUUGUGGGUGUCACCUUGGAUGUGGGAUACCAAACAGUGUUGGUACAACUACCCUUUUCAGCCUCUAAGUCCUGAACAAUACAAUUACUAUGUUGCUGAGCUGGCUUUCUAUUGGUCUCUGAUGGUGUCCCAGUUCACAGACGUUAAACGUAAGGAUUUCAUGAUCAUGCUUGUCCACCACCUGGCCACCAUAUUCCUCAUCACCAUCUCCUAUGCCAACAACAUGCUAAGAGCUGGCACUUUGGUCAUGUGCGUGCACGAUGCUUCGGACAUCUUCCUCGAGGCAGCCAAGUUGGCCAACUAUGCCAAGUACCAGAGGCUAUGCGACAGCUUGUUUGUGGUGUUCAGCAUAAGCUUUUUUCUCACUCGACUCGUCAUUUUUCCUUUCUGGAUUGUAUACAGCGUGCUGUUUGAGAGCUGGCAGAUUAUUGGGCCAUAUCAGGCCUGGUGGCUGAUAAACGGGUUACUGCUGGUCCUGCAGAUUCUCCACAUCAUCUGGUUCUACCUCAUCGCUCGCAUUGCUGUCAAAGCUAUCUUCAAGGGAAAGGUGUCGAAAGACGAUCGCAGUGACAUAGAGAGCAGCACAGACGAGGACAUUUCCUCCAAUGGCAGUAAAAACUGUCAAACCUCCAAACUGAGGGACAGCAGCAACACCGUUGCCCUUAAUGGAGAAACCCAUGACCACUGAGAGCAGAGAGGGGACCGAUUCUUUAUUCCAAUCAUAUUUUCGUUCAGUUAUACAGGUGAGACUCAACUCUGCACCUUAUUACAAUAAACUUUGAAUUAUCUUUCCUACAAAGAGUGCCAAGAGGUUAAACUCCAAGGUUAGUGCACAGCCUUGGACACUUGAAAUGUUUACGUCUACUGUUUUUCUCUCAAGUACUCAAGAAAUAUAUGAGAAAUGCAGCAACCGGGGAGCUGCUUACAAUGCUUUAUGGUUGUAAAUAAAUUUUCUUAUUGACAAUAACUGCUGUGAAACAAAUCACUGCUUCCAAAGUAUUUGUUGUAUUAUAGAGACAUAUGCUUCUGUGCUUUUUGAUUUAAAUUGUCAAACAUCCCAAAGUUUUCUUGAUAAAAGUGCAAUAAAUGCAGUGAUUGUA